AUGUCUGCUGGGCAACCACAUUCCAACCCCGAAGGUCCCCCACAAUUGCCUCCGCACUUUCAAACAAAUAUGGAGUCAACUAUGACCGGUGGUCAAGGUCCUGCUCAUUAUACUGGAGACUCUGCGCCAGUAUCUGGUCGCUCAUCUUUCUCCUAUUCAAGGACGUAUUCGACGCCAGCCACCGGUGCACAAACCCCAGAUCCAUUAAUGGGACAUACAGUUGUUGUGGAUAAGCACUCGUUGAAAAAUGUUUCACACACAAUUACAAGCCUCGAGCCCAGAAAUGAAAAUUUGCAUGAACUCGAGACGCUCGGACAUCGGUUAACUAACCGAAGGCGUUCGGUAUCCCGAACUCGGGAUGUUGCCGACGAAGCCGCAUCGCCGACCCGAAAGAGACAAGGUGUACCGCCCGAGAUCCGAAGCUUCACGGCCGAAGUCAUCCUUGUGAUGGUUUGUUCGGCGGGGCUGAUGCUUUUCUCGUUCUUUCUAGGCGACAUGCUCAUUCCGCAAGACCAGAUCAAGACUGCACUUGGCAUCACCAAUACCCAGCUUCCGUGGAUUGUUGGUGCAUUUAAUACGGCCAAUGGUCUAUCCGUUGUGAUAUCAGGAUCUCUUUCAGAUCUAGCCUCGCCCAGAACUCUUAUGAUGGGUGCGUUCUCUUGGCUAGCUGUCUGGAAUAUUGUCGGGGCUUUCUCCUUGCAACCAUCCCGAUAUAUUCUUUUCUUUAUGGUGAGAGCGAUGCAGGGUCUUGCUAUUGGCGUUCUUGUGUCCGGCUCGAUGUCUAUUCUCGGUAGAGUCUACAAACCGGGAGUCCGUAAGAACCGAGUCUUCUCUGCUAUGGCUGCGAUGGCACCCUUUGGCUUUUCGCUUGGUGCCCUACAAGGCGGUGGUCUCUACCAGCAUCUCCCUUGGAUAUUUGGAACCAACGCUAUUAUCUGCACUAUAUGCUGUGUUGCUGCGUACUUUACUAUUCCCCCAUUAAGACCGGUGGCUGAUGUUGCUGGCACCGAAGCGCCAACUUUACGCCAGUUUGAUUAUAUUGGUGGUUGUUGUGCCGCGGGAGGAUGUGUAUGCUUGCUUUUCGGUCUUACACAAGGGCCAGUUGCUUCUUGGUCGCCCUAUACUUACAUUUUGAUCAUUAUCGGCCUGUUACUACUGGCCGGUCUCUUCUUUGCUGAGCGUGCCGCUGUGCGCCCGCUUGUUCCCAACCGCUUAUGGUCAACUCCGGGAUUCACACCUCUGAUGAUCGCAUAUUUUCUUGGAUUCGGAUCAUUCUUUGGUUGUUGGCAAUUCUACGCGAUCCAGUUUUGGCUCCGAAUCCAGCAUGCUACCCCGAUUGCUGUGGCCCUUUACCAUAUCCCAAACGCUCUAGUCGGAGUCCUCGCCACUUUCAUCGUGAGCCGCAUUCUGCAUCUUGUCCCAGGUCAUUAUAUUUAUGCUGUCUCUAUGUUCGCAUUUACUCUUGGGCCCGCAUUUUUCAUUCCUCAAACUGCAAAUACAACAUACUGGGCACUUUCAUUCCCAGGUAUUGCACUGGUCACCUUCGGGCCUGAUCUUGCCUUUGCUGCUGCCUCUAUCUUCAUCACAAGUAACGUUGCCCGUUCAUACCAGGGAUCGGCAGGUAGCUUGCUUGUCACCAACCAGAACUUGUCGUCUGCUAUCAUGACGAGUCUUGCUGAUGCGAUUGGUACACGUGUUAGUCAAACUGCGGAUGGAGAUAUUGGCCUGCAGGGACUUCGAGCUAUAUGGUGGUUUGCAAUGGGCGCCCAAGUCAUUGCGUUUCUUGUGACUGUCAUUUGGGUUAGAAUUCCCAAGGAGGAGGAGAAGGAGCAUGUCACCUAA
Molecule: messenger RNA, 1842 nt
Organism: Penicillium malachiteum
Lineage: Eukaryota; Fungi; Ascomycota; Eurotiomycetes; Eurotiales; Aspergillaceae
Product: MFS transporter
Exons: 1
Coding region: 1-1842 (613 amino acids)
Biological process (GO): transmembrane transport
Cellular component (GO): membrane
Molecular function (GO): transmembrane transporter activity
Source: RefSeq, a predicted model, not a curated record